Molecule: messenger RNA, 2503 nt
Organism: Aethina tumida (small hive beetle)
Lineage: Eukaryota; Metazoa; Arthropoda; Insecta; Coleoptera; Nitidulidae
Product: MFS-type transporter SLC18B1-like
Exons: 11
Coding region: 542-2023 (493 amino acids)
Biological process (GO): transmembrane transport
Molecular function (GO): transmembrane transporter activity
Source: RefSeq, a predicted model, not a curated record
ACUAUUUAUCUUUUGGUGAUAUCUAAUCUACCUAUAGAUUAUUUAGCAUUCUGAUUUAGUUGUUGUAUUGUUGUGUGUUUAAUGUGUGGGUCGUUGGCAAAAUGUGUAAUAUUUUAGGAAUAAUUAGGAAAAUCAAAAGCUUCUUUCGGUUUCGACACCCUGAAAGCUCGUCAGUUAUAAGCCAUCAAAUCAGACGAGUCCGGCAGUAACCUUGCCGAACUGAAAAUUUUCAAUGUGGAUGAGCGGGCGGAACGGAUGAAUGGAUUGACCGGCAUAUAUAAAGACAGUUUCUUCGCUCACCAAACCGACUGAACGCACACGAGCCCGAGCACGAGUCUUGUGUCGUCCGCAGACAACGUCGAACAUCGAAAAAAUCGUGCCGCGUCCCGUCCUUUCGCCGGCCUACCCCCCAGGAAAACAUGGUGGUUGCGAGGACCGUGGCUGGAAGUAGGCAAAACCGUUUCGGAACGCUGUCAUCUGGUGCAUGGAUUUUUGAGUGUGUGCUGUAAAUUUUGAGGGGGUUCAGUGUCGCGACGACGAGAUGGAGGGUGAAUCGAACGAGAAGGACCUGGGGGAGAAGUGCAAUGGGGAGGUCGAGCAGGGGAAGACGGACGUGAAUUCCAACGAUGCCAAAGUGGACGAGAAGCCGAAGAGAUUUACCAUAAAACAGAAAGUGGCGUUGGUGAUGUUGGCGGCCGCCGACUUCAUGUGCUUCUGCUCAAUGUCCAUUAUGGCCCCCUUUUAUCCUCAGGAGGCUGCAAACAAAGGCAUGACCGAAUCCAUGGCAGGAUUUGUGUUUGGGUACUACGCCCUCGUGGUGUUUUUGACUUCUCCAAUAUUCGGAAAAAUUCUUCCCAAAUUAGGUGUUAAGUUUUUAUUUGUGACAGGAUUACUGACUUCAGGGAUAUGUAGUAUUACUUUUGGAACUCUUCACACGAUUAAAGACUACAAUUUGUUCAUGAUAUUAUCGUUUGUGAUACGGGGACUUGAAGCUUUGGGUGCCAGCGCUUAUUCAACAGCAGGAUAUGUUAUUAUCAUCAAUAUUUUUCCAGACAAUGCGAGUGCAGUAAGAGGUCUUCUGGAAACGUUCGUGGGUUUGGGAAUGAGCGCUGGUCCAGCAAUUGGCGGAUUACUGUUUGCGAUUGGAGGGUUUAGCUUACCAUUCUAUGUGGUCGGACUUAUAAUCACAUUGCUGGCGCCCCUCAACAUCUACUUGCUGCCAACGUCUGAAAAAUGUUCUUUGGAUGUGAAGACGGGAUCGUUGCUCAAUUUAUUGAAACUACCGCCUGUGAUAUUCACCUGCCUUAUUAUGGUCAUCGUAGCCAUGACAUGGGGUUUCUUAGAUCCCACUUUAGAACCUCACCUCAGAAAAUUCCAUUUGAGCCCCGGUAACAUAGGACUGAUAUUCCUGUUGCUCUCUGCCACUUAUGGCAUCUGUAGUCCAGCUUGGGGUUGGUUGACUGAUAGAAUUGAUAAUUACUGGUGUUUAAUGCCAAUUGGACUUUUCGGUAACUGUUUGGUGUUACUACUGCUGGGGCCAUCCCCCCUUUUAUCCUUCAUGGAGGACUCAAUUUGGCUGAAUAUAAUAGCACUUUCAUGCUUAGGAGUGUUCGUCGCCAUGUCUUUAAUGCCCACCUAUCAGUUCCUCCUAGACAGUGCCUUGGAAGGCGGUUUUACUGAAAACUUAGGAACACACAGCGUGAUAGCCGGCCUGUGGUCGUCAGUCUACUCGUUGGGUGAAGUUCUGGGACCAAUUCUCGGAGGAACCCUACUAGAAAACUACAACUUUCCCAUAACAUCAACGACGUUCUCGAUAUUAAAUCUAGUGGUGGCCUCUCUAGCCACCGUAUAUUUCGUCAACAUUCGCACUAAGGUGCCCACAGUGGCGGAGAAGAACCACAACCUGUUGAAAAAGAAGGUGGAGGACCUGAAGAUAUCCUACACGAAUGACUUGUGUGAAGUCCACGGGUUGGAGAGGCGUGUAAAGAACGGACACGUUCCAGUCGAAUACAAAGUCGAAUAGACUCGGAGAGUUUAUGUUUUGUGAAGAAAAAAUCUCAGUAAUUAACUCGGACGGACAAUAUGUUCGCAAUUACAAGUACAAAUGGGAAAAAUACUCGUAGUGAGUGAGAUUUUAUUAAAUGGACACGUUAGUUAAUUUUUCAUUAAACAAAUACAUUUAUAUAAAAUGUGAUAUAAAGAUCAAUGUGCCUUUGGGCACAUGUGUUUUAAAAGAAUGAAAAUAAACAGUGCUUUUAUUAUUUAAUUAUUUUAGGCAGUUCAAUAUUCAUUCAUUCAUGCAUUUAUCAAAUCUGAUAUUUAUUAGCUAGAUCUCAUCUGCAUCCUCUUAAUGAUUUAUUAAAUAAUAGUAUUAUUAAAUUAAUUCGUCUGAAAAAUCAUUGAACUUGUACAUACAAACAAAUAUUUAUUACAUAAAGCCUUUUACUUAUGUCUGGUACGUUGUUUUCCUAGUUAAAUGUAAAUAAAAUUCUUUAAUUUUUAA